Lynx canadensis (Canada lynx) is the source of this 1051-nucleotide messenger RNA. RefSeq names its product transmembrane protein 95 (gene TMEM95). The transcript is spliced from 7 exons. NCBI's taxonomy places the organism in Eukaryota, Metazoa, Chordata, Mammalia, Carnivora, Felidae. The record is from RefSeq and is a predicted model, not a curated record. Gene Ontology annotation, cellular component: acrosomal membrane; sperm plasma membrane. Gene Ontology annotation, biological process: fusion of sperm to egg plasma membrane involved in single fertilization. Bases 1 to 570 code for a protein of 189 amino acids.
AUGGGGCCAGCCUCCCUGUGCCACCCGCUAGCGGGCCUCAUGUGGACGCUGGCACUAGGUGGGGUCUUCCUGGCAACCGCCCAGGCCUGUGUCCUCUGUCACCUCUCAGACCGUGACCUGUCGGGCCGCCUGGCUCGACUCUGCAACCAGGUGAAGGCUCGGUGGGAGACCUGUGAGGCCUCCUGGACCUUCCCGGCCUUUGCCUUAGAUGAGGUGUCCACGAACAAAGUCAUAGAGAAGACUCACAGAGUCCUGAGGGUCAUGGAGAUCAAAGGGUCUCCCUCCUCACUCCCUUUAUAUUGGCAAUGGCUGCAAAAGGUCAAGUUUCCCGAGUACACCAGGGAAGCUUUCUGUGCUCCCGCCUGCCGGGGCAGCACCGUCCUGUACAACUGUUCCACCUGCCAGAGCUUUGCCGUGCACUGCUGGCCUCUAAAGCGCUGCGUCCCAGGAAGUCACGAUCUUCGGGAAGCCAGGGUUCUGCUCCUCUCUGUGUUCAUAACUGUCCUGCUCCUGGGCGUUCUGAGCCUCGUGGUGGAGUCCAGACACUUCAAAGCAAAAAGUGACAUGUGAAGACAGCCUCCCAGCCCCCACGUCCUUUGGAAGGGACCCGCCAGCCCCUCACUUCCAAUCCCAAAGGCUCAGCCUUCCAGACCCUAAACCCAGCCGCCUCCGUGAUCCCAGUGUCAGAUGGCCUCCAGGGGCCCAGGCACCCACAUCUGGAAAGUUCCUCCCCUCCGGCCCUCAACUAAUCAGCCAGAAGCAGUCACUGAUUCCAGGAAAAUGGCUACAGGAGGAAAGAACCCCCUCCACACACACACACACACACACACACACACCGCCGCCCCCACACCCCCUUCUGCCUGUUCUCGGAAAGCGGGGGCUGUUCGCCCCAGAAGCUGCUCUUGGCCCUCCUCUGACUGAUUGGGAAUCCGGGAACGAGGGUUCUGGAAAACUCCCUCCCUUUAAAGUGGCGACCACAUCAGUCAGCCUGCUGGCAUGCUAUCCCUCCAUUUAACAUUGUGAAGCCUUGGCCUCCCACAGAGGCCUCCCU